AAUGGCUAGAGUUCCAGGAAAAAUUGGAUAUCCAUUAAUUGGUGAUGAGUCUUAUGAAUUUUAUAAAGAUUACCAUGCCUAUAUUUCAAAAAAAUUCGAGCAUUAUGGAAAUAUAUUCUGUUCUCGUUUUCUCAACAAACCAACAGUCUUUAUUGGAACUCAUAUGGGCGUUCGUCAGCUUUUAAACAGCCAAUCUAAUGAUUUGGAAAUGGGUUACAAAAGUUUUAUGGAUCACAUCUUUAGUGAUAACAUCUUAUUUGCUAGUGAUUUCGAAGCUGAAAAUUUAAGAAGAGAUUUGAUUUCCAUCUUUUCUCCGCAAUGUUUGGAAAAUUGCGAGGAAGCAAGUUUUGCUACUGAAAUUUGUCAGACAGUUUUCUUAGAUUUAGAUGCAUCAACUGCUAAAGAAACUGCUGAAGCUAUAUCAAAACUGACAACUUCCCACUGGCAUGGUCUAAUAUCCGUGCCCGUAAAUUUGAGAUUGCCAGGUAUUAAACAAUCAGGAUAUAGCAAGGCAAUAGACGCAAAGAACCAGUUGCUAAAGUGGAUAAAAGAUCGAUUGAAAACAUCAAUAAAGGGGUUUCCGUUAAGGAUGAAAGAAACAUUUGACGAAGAAUCAGCUGCGUCUCAUUUAUUACUAUUUUCCACCUCCUUAGUCCCAAAAGCCAUAUCGUCACUAAUCUGCUCGUUUUUGUUACAGGCUACAGCUGAAGAAAAUUUUUUCGAAAAAAUUUCCGAUCAGAAGGUUUUCGACGCUUUUAUAAAAGAAAUUUAUCGUUAUUAUCCACCUAUAUUGGGAGGAAGACGAAUUGCCAAGAAAGACUUAAUUAUUGAUGGCUAUCGAAUACCGGAAAACCAUAGCAUUGUUUAUUUAACACAUUCUGCAAAUCGUGAUCAGAUGAUAUUUGAAAAUGGUAAUACAUUUAACUAUGAAAGAUGGUUAGGAGAUAAAGACAAACCGUGCAUAUUCACGUUUGGCACAAGCAGAAGAAAUUGUAUCGGAAUAAAAAUGGUAUCGAUAAUCUUAGAAACCACCUGCAAAUUACUUCUGAAGGAAUUUACUUGGACUUCGAAUGCAGUAAACGAUUUCCAGUAUAAACCUUUACCGAUUUCCCGACCGGUUGAUGGGUAUAAGUGUCGAUUCAUUCCCAAGGGAACUAUUUAA
This is a messenger RNA of Dimorphilus gyrociliatus, 1162 nucleotides long. The record is from the annotation of a GenBank genome assembly. Lineage: Eukaryota; Metazoa; Annelida; Polychaeta; Dinophilidae.